Molecule: messenger RNA, 1765 nt
Organism: Coccinella septempunctata (seven-spotted ladybird)
Lineage: Eukaryota; Metazoa; Arthropoda; Insecta; Coleoptera; Coccinellidae
Gene: mEFTu1
Product: elongation factor Tu
Exons: 7
Coding region: 127-1542 (471 amino acids)
Biological process (GO): mitochondrial translational elongation
Cellular component (GO): mitochondrion
Molecular function (GO): GTPase activity; GTP binding; translation elongation factor activity
Source: RefSeq, a predicted model, not a curated record
AUCGAUUCUGCGAUAUAUUAAAAUAAAUCGCCAAAGCGAGGUGAUUUCAUUUCCAUUCCGGUGAAAAACUUUUCUUGUUAAUCCGAUACAGUUCAAAUAUACUUGGAUUGGAAAUAGUACACCAAUAUGUCGUCUUAUAUAGUAGCACGAGCGCUAACCCCAGCUCUUCGCCGUGUAGUCCAUAAAUUACUAUUAGCCGAUCUCACAUGCCUACAAAAUACAAACCGUAGUGCCGUCGUUGCUUGUACAGUUCCAUAUAACCAGAGAAGGUUUUAUGCUGAAAAGAAAGUCUUUGAACGUAAUAAGCCACAUUGUAAUAUAGGAACGAUUGGUCAUGUGGAUCACGGAAAAACAACCCUCACAGCUGCUAUUACCAAAGUUUUAGCUGAUCAGAAAUUGGCUCUGGCUAAGAAAUACGCAGACAUUGAUAAUGCACCGGAAGAAAAAGCUAGGGGUAUCACAAUCAACGUUGCCCAUGUGGAGUACCAAACUGAGAGUAGGCAUUAUGGACACACAGAUUGUCCCGGCCAUGCUGAUUAUAUCAAGAAUAUGAUCACUGGAGCUGCUCAAAUGGAUGGAGCCAUUCUUGUAGUAGCAGCAACUGAUGGUAUUAUGCCACAGACAAGAGAGCAUUUAUUAUUGGCUAAACAAAUAGGUGUUGAGCAUUUAGUAGUAUUCAUUAACAAAGUUGAUGCGGGUGAUAAGGAAAUGGUAGAGCUUGUCGAGAUGGAAAUUAGGGAACUCCUCACAGAAAUGGGAUUUAAUGGGGAUACAAUCCCUAUUGUAGCAGGUUCUGCAUUGUGUGCUUUGGAAGAUAAAAAUCCUGAAAUUGGAAAGGAUGCUAUACUUCAGUUAUUGAAGGAGGUUGAUGCUAAUAUUCCCACACCUAUAAGAGAACUUGAUAAACCAUUCUUGUUACCUGUAGAACACACAUACUCUAUCCCUGGUCGAGGAACUGUUGUUACUGGGCGCUUAGAAAGGGGGGUCGUGAAAAAGGGAAUGGAGUGUGAAUUUGUUGGUUACAACAAGAGAAUUAAGAGUGUUGUUACUGGAAUUGAAAUGUUCCAUCAAAUUUUGGAAGAAGCUCAAGCGGGAGAUCAGUUGGGAGCUCUGGUUAGAGGUAUCAAAAGAGAAGAUGUUAAAAGAGGUAUGGUUAUGGCCAAACCUGGAACAGUGAAAAGUCAUGACAAUGUAGAAACCCAAGUGUAUAUUCUAAGUAAGGAGGAGGGAGGUAGAGCGAGACCAAUCACAAAUUACACUCAGUUGCAAAUGUUUUGUCGGACUUGGGACACAGCAUGCCAAGUUUUAGUACCUGAUAAGGAAAUGGUCAUGCCUGGAGAAGAUUCAAGGUUACAGUUGAAAAUGUUGAAACCUAUGGUUAUUGAAUCGGGACAAAGAUUUACCUUGAGAGAUGGGGCCCAAACGUUAGGUACUGGAGUAGUUACCAAAGUUCUCGCUGACAUGAAGAAACAAGAGAGAGACCUGUUGAUGGAGGGAAGGAAAGCAAGAGAAAAGAGGUUAACAGCUGAGGGCAGCAAGUGAAUCUUCGAAAAAAGUUGCGAUUUUGUUUAUCGCAUUUAUGAACUGCGAGUUUAAGUAAUUCAACUAAGAUUUAGUUUGGAAUCAUUCUUGACAAAGUUGUUAGAUUAAGGUAUUUUAUAAUCUGAUCUGUAUAUUCUAUACUACUUUAGAUCCUGGUGAAAAUAAAAAAGAACUAAAUGGAACAUCGUAACAUGAAAAAAUUCAAUAAAGCAUUUCAUAUUUA